Molecule: messenger RNA, 8192 nt
Organism: Centropristis striata (black sea bass)
Lineage: Eukaryota; Metazoa; Chordata; Actinopteri; Perciformes; Serranidae
Gene: ankrd44
Product: ankyrin repeat domain 44
Exons: 28
Coding region: 557-3769 (1070 amino acids)
Molecular function (GO): protein binding
Source: RefSeq, a predicted model, not a curated record
UGUUGAUGCUGAGAAGGCUGCUCCUCCACUUCUGCAUCUGAGAGGAGGAGGAGGAGGAGGAGGAGAGACAGGCUGCAACUUCCUGUGUGAUCUCCGUUCAGCUGAGUUCAGCCUGGCUGCCUCUCCGGGAGGCUUGUGGCUCUGCAGACCGGGGAGGAGGAAGGCUUUCUGUGGGGCUGGUGUGUGUGUGUUUGUGUAUCGAAGGGACCGCUGGGAGCUCCCUGCACCACCGAGAGCGGCAGCCGCAGCAGCAGAGGCCGUUACAUGUGGAUUGUUUUGGGUCAAAGCGUUAGUGCUUCCCCGCCUCCCCGCGGCUCCAACCGCAGGGAGCAGCCUCGCCGCAGAUAGCGUGAGCUGAGCGGGGGCUGCUGGCCCUGGCUCUCGCCCCGGCCUUCAUCACCAUUACCCGCCUGUGUGCCUGCUAGAGAGCCGCUACAAGGCUGCUACUACGACUUCCUGCAGGAAGUCCGGGCGGCGCGGAGGAAGCAGCGGGGCGGGCGCAGCAUCGCGCCGUGCAUGGUGCUGCGCUGUCGGAGCAGCCGGAGCUGACCCAGAGAUGGCUGUCCUCAAACUGGCCGACCAGCCUCCUCUCAUCCAGGCAAUCUUCAGCGGAGACCCUGAAGAGAUCCGGAUGCUCAUAUACAAGUCUGAAGACAUCAAUGCUCUGGAUUCAGAGAAGCGAACGCCGCUGCACGCCGCCGCCUUCCUGGGCGAUGCCGAGAUCACCGAGCUCCUCAUCCUCUCCGGAGCUCGGGUCAACGCCAAAGACAACAUGUGGCUCACCCCCCUGCACCGCGCUGUGGCAUCCCGGAGUGAGGAGGCGGUGAGAGUUCUGAUCCGUCACUCUGCCGACGUCAACGCUCGGGACAAGAACUGGCAGACGCCGCUGCACGUCGCUGCAGCCAACAACGCACUGCGCUGCGCUGAGGUCAUCAUCCCGCUGCUGAGCAGCGUCAACGUGUCGGACCGCGGCGGACGCACGGCGCUGCACCACGCCGCCCUCAACGGGCACACGGAGAUGGUAAACCUCCUCCUCGCUAAAGGCGCCAACAUCAACGCAUUCGAUAAGAAGGACGGCCGGGCGCUGCACUGGGCAGCCUUCAUGGGUCACCUGGACGUGGCGUGCCUGCUGGUGAGCCAGGGCGCCGAGAUCAGCUGUAAGGACAAGCGGGGAUACACGCCGCUGCACACGGCGGCCUCCAGCGGGCAGAUCGCCGUGGUCAAACACCUGCUGAACCUGGCCGUGGAGAUCGAUGAGUCCAAUGCGUUCGGGAACACGGCGCUCCACGUGGCCUGUUUCAACGGUCAGGACGCCGUGGUCAGCGAGCUCAUCGACUACGGCGCCAACGUCAGCCAGGCCAACAACAAGGGCUUCACGCCGCUGCACUUCGCCGCCGCCUCCACGCACGGAGCGCUCUGCCUGGAGUUCCUCGUCAACAACGGAGCGGACGUCAACGUACAGAGUCGUGACGGGAAGAGUCCUCUCCACAUGACGGCGGUUCACGGACGCUUCACUCGCUCCCAGACGCUCAUUCAGAACGGUGGGGAGAUCGACAGCGUGGAUAAGGACGGAAACACGCCGCUGCACAUCGCUGCUCGCUACGGCCAUGAACUCCUCAUCAACACGCUCAUCACCAGCGGAGCCGACUGCACCAGGCGAGGAGUCCAUGACAUGUUCCCGCUGCACCUGGCGGCCCUGAACGCUCACUCUGACUGCUGCAGGAAGCUGCUGUCCUCAGGUCGGAGGUUUAGCAUAAUGUGUAACGACUCGGUCCUGUCUGCAGGCUUCCAGAUCGACACGCCGGACAGCCUGGGGAGGACCUGCCUGCACGCCGCCGCCGCCGGAGGGAACGUGGAGUGUGUGAAGUUGCUCCUGAGCAGUGGAGGAGAACACAACAGGAGAGAUAACUGCGGCAGGACACCGCUCCACUACGCCGCCGCCAGCCGUCACUACCAGUGUCUGGAGACGCUGGUCGCCUGCGGCACCGCCAUCAACGCCACGGACCAGUGGGGGCGCUCGGCGCUGCACUACGCCGCCGCCUCCGACCUGGACCGGAGGCGCCGCGUUGCCCUGGAGCCCGAGAGCGAAGGCGUCCAGGCGGAGCGCGAGAAGGAGGCGGCGCUAUGUUUGGAAUUCCUGCUGCAGAGCGGAGCGACCGCCUCACUGAAGGACCGGCAGGGAUACAGCCCGGUUCACUACGCUGCAGCAUACGGACACAGACACUGUCUGGAGCUGCUGCUGGACAGAGAUGACAGUCACCAAGAGGAUCCUGAGUCUCCCAACGCCAGGAGCCCUCUGCACCUCGCUGCGUACCACGGCCACGCCCAGGCCCUGGAGGUGCUGCUGCAGGGGGAGCGGGACGUGGACCAGGGGGACGAGGUGGGGAGGACCCCGCUGGCCCUCGCCGCCCUGCGGGGACACGCCGAGUGUGUUCACACACUCCUCAGCCAGGGGGCGUCGCCGCGCACCACCGACAGCCAGUACGGACGAAGCCCCGCCCACCUGGCAGUGAUGAACGGUCACACGACGUGUGUGCGCCUCCUGCUGGACGAGUCUGACGGUGCAGAGCUGGUGGACGCCGCAGACUCUCAGGGACAGACGCCUCUGAUGUUGGCGGUGGCGGGCGGCCACGUGGACGCCGUGUCGCUGCUGCUGGAGCGGGAAGCCAACGUGAACGUGCCGAACAACCACGGCCUGACGGCGCUGCACCUCGGGCUGCUGUGUGGUCAGGAGGAGUGUAUCCAGUGUCUGUUGGAGCAGGAAGCCUCCGUGUUGCUAGGCGACGCUCGUGGUCGUACGGCGAUCCACCUGGCGGCCGCCCGCGGCCACGCCUCCUGGCUGAGUGAGCUGCUGAGCAUCGCCUGCUCCGAGCCGCCGUCCCUCCCCCCGCUGAGAGACCACAGAGGGUACACACCGCUACACUGGGCCUGCUACUAUGGUCAUGAGGGCUGUGUGGAGGUGCUGCUGGAGCAGAAAGGUUGUCGCUGUAUCGAUGGGAACCCGUUCACCCCGCUGCACUGCGCUGUGGUGAACGAUCACGAGACGUGUGCGUCGCUGCUGCUGGAGGCGAUGGGCUCCGACAUCGCUGGCUGCAAGGACGCUAAAGACCGGACUCCUCUCCACGCCGCGGCGUUCUCGGGUCACGUCGACUGCGUGCAGCUGAUUCUGUCCCACGAUGCACCUGUCGACGCUGUGGACCAAUCAGGUCGCAGCGCACUGAUGAUGGCGGCUGAGAAGGGCCGAGUUGGCGUCCUCGAGGUGCUGUUGACCAGCGCCAGCCUCAGUCUGACGGACAAAGACGGCAACACCACGCUGCAUCUGGCCUGCAGUAAUGGGAAGGAGGACUGUGUGAUGCUGAUCCUGGAGAAGCUGACGGACACGGUCCUCAUAAACGCCACCAACGCAGCGCUGCAGACUCCCCUCCACCUGGCGGCUCGCAGCGGGCUGAAGAAGGCGGUGCAGGAGCUUCUGUCCAGAGGAGCAAACGUCCAGACGGUGGACGAGAACGGUCUGACUCCUGCUCUGGCUUGUGCUCCGAGCAGAGAGGUGGCUGACUGUCUGGCUCUCAUUCUGGCUACCAUGAUGCCUUUCUGCUCCCCUUGCAGCUCCGGGGCUCCUUCCCCAGGCUCCCUGCUGAGGCAGCUGCCCCACCAGGGGGGCAAAGGCCCGGCCGCCGGCCCCCGGGGGCCCCGCAGCCCCAGGAACCCCUCCGGACCCUCCAGCGAGGGAACCACUGAGAACGACUCGGAGGACUCGGAGACCUUCUGACCCCUCGGACCCGACUCCCCGCCCCCCCGCCUCGACCCGUGCGGCUCGUGGCGGCGGGGCGGAGACUUGGGCGUCUCCCUGUACAGAGUUGACCUGCAGACAUUUUUCUUAGUGCCCUUCUUUUCCAAAAACAAUGAGCGGCGCCGCAGCGGAAUAACGGACUGACCGCUGCGGCCCGAGAACGUUUCAAUCCACGAGGAACCCGGUCCGGUGCGGGUCUGCAUGUUAACUUCCACCACGGUUUGUCGUUUCUACUCACGGGUGCUUAAAUCCAAACCGACCUCGGUACUUCAGUCUCCGCAAGGCACAGCAACCCGCCUCGAGACUUAGUUUGUCUUAAAAAUAAACAUAAAAAAGAAGAAGAAGAAGCCAUUUUUAACUGUUUGUACAAAAUGAAGUGGACCAUGAAGACAGCGGAGCGUCGUUUUAACCUUUCUAAGAGUUUUUUUGGCUUGUUGUUGUACCAAAUAUUUGACUUCCACGCGUGAAUAAUUAACAUACUGAUGAAGAGGUACUUAGAGUUUUUUAACUGUUAACAACCGAAGCACAAAUUUGGAUUUAUUUUGCUUUUUAGGUUUUGAUGAAGUAUUACACUGGGUACAUCUGCAGCCCUGAAACACAUCCAGGAAAUAAAACAUUUUCCUUUUAACUUUGCUAAAAGAUUGAGGAGAUUAUAAAAAGAGUCAUGAAUCUGAUACUUGUAUUUUUCUGGACCAUACAGCUGCACAGUGCAAACCUCAAGUACAUUCAUAUUAUUAAAAUUUAUCCUGUGUGCUUGACAAAUGCAAAACUCUGCAUUGCAUUAAGAAGAAUGCAUCCAAACAGUUUAUUUUCUUAGCAAAAUAACACAAUUUUAAGUUGUUUCAGUGCAGCUGUUUAGCUGUAUUCUGCGUGUUUAAACUCAUUGUCUGCACAUCUUUUGCACGUAUUAAAUACAAAAAAUACAAAAAUCACUCUUAAUUUGCUUAUUGCUCGCUGGAUUCAGCACUGUCAUGCACCGCAGAAAAGUUAGUGUUUAUUAUUAUCUGUCCCAGGAAUCAGGGCCUGAGGUGUACCCAGGGGUUAGAAACAGGGUUUGUGCAGAAGUGAAUUAAAGCUGUCUGUAUGUUCUCCUCAUCAUCAGCCCAGAUUCUCCUGAAAGACCAAAUUCCUGAAGCUCUUUUUUUAUUUUGUCUCGCGGUAUUUCUGAUGUAUAACAAGACGGUACUGCCAGAACUUCAGAUGUAAAGUAACACAGGGCCUUGGACUCUCCUCGUCUCAACCAGAUAUGUGCCAUUGUCUCUAACGUGUCCAGUGCCUUGAUGUCCAUUCAGUCUAAUUUCACAGCAAACCCUUUGAUUUAGUAGAUAAUAAUAAAUAAUAAUAUUCCUCUAUUAUAAAAGUAUCAGCUCACCUGAAUCAUUAAACCCUGCAGGUUUUAUUGAGAUAUUAACCCAUAAGAACCCAGACCCAGUUAUCCUUACACAUAGAACACAUUUCUGAAGUUUUUUAGGUUUUCUACCCCUAAAUGUCAAAGAUCUGUGAUGAGACAUAAACAUUACAAUGGGCGUUUAUGGUCUUUAUGUUUAUGAUAUUUCUUAUUUUUAAAUAGAAAAAAACUAGACACAUUUUCUGCUUACAGAGACACAAAUUUACCUUUUUAUUUUGCAUCUCCAUAACAUUUAUCAAAAUUGUGACUUUCAUUUGUGCAAGAAAUAUGGUCAGAACAAGUUAAAUGCAAUACAGGACACCCUAUUAAUGGAUUACAAUUGUUAAAUGGGUUUAAAUUUAGCCUUGUCACAAAAAAUACGCUUUUUAAAAUAAGCUACUUUUUCACAUUUCAGAUUUUUAAAGUGUCUGUUACAUGGGUGUCACCAUGGGUUCUUAUGGGUUAAAGAAACACAUAAUCUUUAUCUUUUUUUUUUUGUGAUUUGGCGCCGCCCUGUGGACAGAGGCGGUAGUGCGUCAUGUUUUAAAGAUAAUUUAACCUGGCUGCAAAAACGUUUGUUUGUUUAGAUGGCUGUUUGCAGCAUUGUGAGAUUAUUAAUUAAUGGGAUUUGCAGAAAUUAAUUAUAAGAAUGUGGUUUAAGAACUUCCGAGAGACUUUUCUUAAUAAAACAUAAAAGGAAAAACUUAAAGAUAUCUGUGAAUAAUGUGCUUGGAAAGACAGAUUGGAGUUGUUUUGAAGAGCUCCAGUGUAUUAGUGUGAAAACAGAAAUGAUCUGAACAAAUCCAAACUAUUUGUACCAUUACUGACCAAAUGUUUGGGGGUUUAUCUGCAUUCUGGUGAGCUGAUUCUUCGAAAUGUUGAGUAAAUGUUACACUGAAUCAAGUUUGAGGAGUUCAACAUGAUGCAGAUUUUAUGUUUUGUUUUUAAUGCUGUCUCACUCUUCUGUCUCCUCCUUUCAGGCUGCUGAGAUUUUAUUCUUACUGCCAACAAAACCCUCGAAGAGACCAAAACCUUCAGUGUGUUAAUGCUUUCUGAAUUGAUUCCUAAUGAAGACAGAAUCUCAAUAAAACGUUAAAAAAAAAAAAAUUCACACAUUUUGGGUUGUUAGAGGUUAACUUCUGUGCCAAAAAAUUGCUCCGACGUCCUUAAAGGACUAAAAAGCAUUUUAUAUUUAUAUUUUCCACUUGUGAGUUAAAUAUUUUAAACCUUUAAACCCUUACAUGUUGCCGUUGUUGCUUUUUCUUGAAAAAUACACAAAAAGUGAAUUAUUUUUGGUUCUCAAAAUGGUUCAAACUUCAGUUUUGAAGCCAGGAAUCGGGAUUAAAAGCCUGUUAAACAGAAUGCUGACACCUUUGUCCUGAAAAGUCCUUAAAGUCUCUAUUUUGGUUUAUUAUAGACUUAUUGUAGAAGCUGAGGUCACGAGACAGAAUAAUCUCAAACUAGUGAAGGGACAAUGAAGUUUCGUGAACAAUUUGCUUUAUUUUUUUACUCCACUAGAUGGCGAUCUUAAAAAAAAAAAGAGGAAAAAGAGGCUUCAGCAACGGUAAUUGAGUGUUUUCAGCCCUUUGUUGAACAAAGAGUGCCGUCUAGUGGACUCAGAAAAUGAAAAGAAAAUGCUUCAUGAAGCUUCGCUGUCACUUCACUAUCGAAAAAUUUAAAAUUGAAAGCGCACAAAUUUCCCAAGUGAUGAACAAGGCGUUAAAACAUUUCCUUAAAUAGCUGAUUACUGCAGUUUGUGGUGAAAAGGUUCCUACGAAGUCUUUAAAGUUUGGAAAAUGCUUCAUUUUGAACAUGCUCAAAUAAAAAAAAAUCUAUAUUUGGCAAACAUGAGCUCAAAUGGAUGCAAUGAUUGAUAUGGUUAUAAAUGAAUGAUUUAAACAUUAAUUUGGUUUCGAGAGUCAUUCAGAGUCUGUCUACAUUAAUUUUAUCGUCUUUGUUCAAUAUUUUUAAUUGAAUCAGUCAAACAGAAUUGUCAAAUUAAAAGCAAUUAUUAUUAUUAACAACUUUUUUGCAACUACUUAAAACUAAGACGUCACAACUUUUUAUGAGUCAGGGUUUUUAACCUUGAAAAGUGCUUGAAUUUCACUUUAACAGCGGCUGAUGAAUCCACAUUUGUUGCUCCAGUUAAUUAAACUACAGUUAUAGAGUUCAUUGAUGCAUUUAACUCACAACAAUGGAAGAAGAUAAUGUCUUUUUUAACUCUUGAGUUGUUGGUUUUGGUGUUUUCGUGGGUUUUUACAGGUAAAAUAUCUGCAGACUGUGUUUCUCUGUGUGUGUGAGUGUGUGUAUGUGUGUGUGUGUGUUGGCUUUAGGUACCGAUUUAAUUAAAUUUAACUGCUUUUGUACAUAAUGUUGACGUGAAGCUUUGUACAAGAACAAAUCUCCAUCAGAGUGAAACCUGAAGUUUUUUAUCUGAGACUAAAAGUUGUGAAUAUUAAUUAAUUUUAGCUGCAGUUGAUUAAGAAGCACAUGAGUUGUUAACAAGCACAUGAGACUGAAUCUGUCUGCCAGUAUUAUUAUUAUUAUUAAUAUUAUUAUUAUUAUUAUUGAGCUUCACCGGUCCUGACAAUCGCUCUUGUGGUGUCUGAUGAUUUUCAGUUCCUGAUGCAGUAACGACUCGCUGAGUUCUUCUGUUUUAUACAAACUGAACAAUUACAACAAAAUCUGUUUCAACUGACUCACGGCUGCUGUCGCUUCUUUAUUUCUUUCUUUAAAAACGUGGAAAUCAUUUUAAUGUCACUGGUUUUGCUCUGAAAAUGAAUAUUCUCACAACUGAAGCUAAUGAGCUCUUUCCACUUUAUUAUAUAUUAUGAUUAUUAUUAUUAAUAAUGGUAAGAAAAAUAAAUUUGACCCCUCUGAGUCUGAUCUGAAUAGUUCUCUCCUCCCAUCUGUGAUCUAACAACAAAGUUGAAUCUGAAGAGAUUUCUGUAUCUCCAUGACGAUCUGAAGCAGUGUACAGCUUCUCUAAGAUUAAAAUAAAAUAAUAUGAUCGUU